This is a messenger RNA of Suillus discolor, 162 nucleotides long. RefSeq lists its product as uncharacterized. Lineage: Eukaryota; Fungi; Basidiomycota; Agaricomycetes; Boletales; Suillaceae. The annotation marks the transcript as partial. The transcript has a single exon. Gene Ontology annotation, biological process: Arp2/3 complex-mediated actin nucleation; regulation of actin filament polymerization. The record is from RefSeq and is a predicted model, not a curated record. Gene Ontology annotation, cellular component: cytoskeleton; Arp2/3 protein complex.
ACUGCUGCGCACCAGGAACUGGCAGCUCAUCUGGUAGAACACCUGUAUGCUGAUGGGAUGGGCCAGCCAAGCAAGUGGUGGAUGGCAUUCCAGAAAAGAAGGUUUGUGAACUGCUGCCUGCCAGGAACUGACAACUCGUUUGGUAGAACACCUGUAUGCUGA